CCCACUCGACCGCUUCCUUCGCCACCUUCCUCGCACUGACUGCCCGGCGUCCCUCCCCCUCCCUCUCCCGGCGACCGUCCUCUGCGGCUGUUGAAGCAGUGGGUCAAACACCGCCGCUAACACUGGAGCUGUAAACCUAACGACGGGGGCUCCCGUUCAAAGCGCCACAGCGAGCUGACCAGCUAGCGCAGUGUGUUCACUUGCGACUCUCUCUGGAACGACUUUGUGGUUCGGGAGAAGUGCAAGUUGACCCCCCCCCCCCCAAAAAAAAAACCAAAACACUGCUACGGCCGCCGCCACCCAUCAACCGAAAAACCACCAAAUCUCCCCCCAAAUCGAAGCCAAAAUGGUGCAAAACAAGAUCGCCGAAGUAACCGGGUUCCACCGCUCUUUCAAGGGUCAAAAUCCCUUUGAAUCAGAUGACUUCACUAAAAAUGGAUCCCAUCUUAUUGAUUCAUUUAAUUUUGAUUCCUCCCCAAGACAUGACAUGCCUUCCAGCCAGCCUAUUGACAUCCCCGAUGCGAAGAAGAGAAACAAGAAGAAAAAGCGUUGCCGGGCAACUGACAGUUUCUCUGGACGAUUUGAGGAUGUCUAUAGACUUCAAGAAGAGUUACUUGGAGAGGGCGCUUAUGCUAGAGUGCAAACAUGCAUCAACCUCAUCACCAACAAAGAGUAUGCUGUCAAGAUAAUUGAGAAAAGACCAGGUCACAGCCGCAGUCGUGUCUUUCGUGAGGUUGAAAUGCUCUACCAGUGCCAGGGCCACAGUAACAUCCUGGAGCUGGUGGAGUUCUUUGAAGAGGAAGACAAAUUCUACCUGGUGUUUGAAAAGCUCAGAGGAGGGUCAGUCUUGGCACACAUUCACAAGAGGCAGCACUUCAGUGAGCAGGAAGCCAGUGUUGUCGUGCAGGACAUUGCCAGCGCUCUAGACUUCCUGCAUAACAAGGGAAUGGCACACAGAGACCUGAAGCCUGAAAACAUUCUUUGUGAGAGUGCAGACAAGAUUUCCCCAGUCAAGAUCUGUGACUUUGACCUGGGCAGUGGGAUCAAGCUGAACAGCGACAGCUCACCCAUCUCCACCCCUGAGCUCCUCACUCCUUGUGGCUCGGCAGAGUACAUGGCACCUGAGGUGGUUGAGGCCUUCAGUGAGGAGGCUACAAUUUACGACAAGCGCUGUGACCUGUGGAGCCUUGGAGUCAUCCUCUACAUUAUGCUGAGUGGCUACCCGCCUUUUGUCGGCCGCUGUGGUGGGGACUGUGGCUGGGAGUCGGGGGAACCCUGCCACACCUGCCAGAACACUUUAUUUGAGAGCAUCCAGGAAGGAAAAUAUGAGUUUCCGGAGAAAGACUGGGCUCACAUUUCCUCAAGUGCCAAAGACCUAAUAUCCAAACUUCUGGUCCGGGACGCCAAAAACCGCCUGAGUGCCAGCCAGGUGCUGCAGCACCCCUGGGUCCAGGGGGGUGCGUAUGACAAUUUGCCAACAUCCAUUUUGCAUCAAAGAACCAGCAAUGCCAGGGAUCUGACAUUCUUUGCUGACAAGGCCAUGGCCGUGAACCGGCAGCUGGCUGAACAGGAUGACAUGGAAGAUCAGCAGCAGCAGCAGGAAGUCCCAUUCAUUGUUACUGCUGCUGGCACUUCAGUGCACCUCUCGCCUCCUUCCAACUCCAAGCUCGCCAAGCGCAGGCAGCGAAGCAGCCACAGGCCCAAUGGAGGGCCCGUCUCUGCUGCGGAGCUCCGUCAGCUCUUGGCCCCUCUGGUUAUCAUGGGAGACUGUGCCUGAACCCCGUCAGCCCCGAUCUCCGACCUUCCGUUAAGAUUCACUUAAAGACCUUUGACUGCCCUGAAACUCUCCCUCCCCAGUUCUGGCAACUCUCUGAAUCUAGCUGGCCUUUAUUCCUCUGCCAUUCAGGCUUUAUUGCCUUGCUGUAAAGGGAGAUGCUGCUUGCAGCUCUUCCUCUAAAUGCCUUCUGCCCUUCUGCAGCACUUAUGAAGCACAUUAGCCCAGGACCUGCAUAUAGUAAACACACAAAUGUGCACGUCCAGGUUGGGGAGGAGGGCCAGUUAAUGAUUUCAGAGAGAGAGAAAGAAUGGGAGGGAAAGAGAAGUAUUUUCUAAGUUAUGUUCUUUUUUGGUUCAGAACAAAUCAGAACACUUAUCUUCAAAACUAAGCUCAGACACCAAAGGACAACCUGUUGUGCUGCUCCCUUGUUACAACUGGAUCCACUGUGAAUUAAGUUAUCUGGAAUGUUUUCUUUGCCUGUAUGUUUUUAUGCAUGAAUGGCCCACACGCAGAUACGUACAAGCUUAUGCAAUAUGCCAAGAUGAAGGCUGUUCCUGUCUUGAAGGGGUUCAGUAGUAGGGGCUGGGAAGGGGGCUGUAAGCCAAUGCUGUCCGUGCCUGGUGCGGUCCACUGUGGCUGGGGACUCUUCAAAGAAUUUUUUUUUUUCUCCCCCCCCCCCCCCCCCCCCCCCCCUGCGAUGACACACACUCAUCCAGAUUGGUGGCCGUGCACUUAAUGCUCCGAAAGCAAAGAAUGUUUUUUCUGUACCCAGCCAGCUAUGACUCACUGUCGCACCAAUUCGCACAGUUUCUCUAAAUUAAAAUAUCCCAAAUUAUCAGUGGGCCACACCGUUCAGUGUUAAUGACAGUCAGGCAAGUCUAGUAGUAAUGGAAUAAAACUGUUCUACUUGGGCCAUGAUGCAAUGAUAAAAACUUCUGAGCUGUGUUGUUUUUUUGCUUUUUCCCCGUAUUUUUGUAAGAUUUUUUUCUACAAAUCAAAUUAUGCAUUAGAUUUAACCUUAAAAAUGUUUGGCAGUAAAGAUUAGAGCUCCUAUCUGGGGUUCGAAAAGCACAUUUUGGCCAAUGUGACCUGAGUCUCAUUUGUUGAUCAAAUACAUUUACCAUUGUCUCUCUUCCGGGGUUCACCGUUGUAUUGUUUCUGAUGAGAUGCACCCAUUUAAGUAAUGAUGCCAUCACAAAUUCUCUUUACAAAAUAAGAGACAUGAGAUUUUUCAAAAAAAGAAACAUUAAAAAAGGAAAAACAUUCCACAAAAGAAAAUCGACAAAAAAAGUCUUCCAAGGAUGUGUAGCUGUAUUAAGUUUACUUUAUUUUUUAUGUUUGAAAACUCCAUUUAAAUGUGCCACACUGAUUCCCCCCUAUUGUUUUUAUUUUUUGGCUGUUAAUAAGCUUCUUUUUUUCUAUAUGGUGAUUUUCAUGCAGGUGCUGUUGUAAGGUGAAACACCAACAUUUAUUUUUUUGUUUUUAAAGUUCAGAGUAUGUGGUGUAUGAGGUGAGACGAUGGAAAGAGUUAGUUUAUUUCUUCUGGAGCGUUCAUGCCCAGUGAAGGCAAGUUUUUCUUUUCUUUUUGUAAGAGUUGGCAAUAAUCUUUUUGUUGUCGUUCGUUCAGAUUAAGUUAAAGCUCAUUCAGAAACUGACAGGUAAUGGACUGGUGAUGAGGUGGUCUCACAACACUGUAGUCAUUUCACCAAAGCGGGUUCAAGUCACGACAUUGAACGUGUGAUCCAUCACCUAGCAGUGAGAAGUGGGGGACUUCUGAUUGUCCACAUCCUGUUACCAGCAUUGCAGCGACGGUACUCUGGAAAUAUUAGUUCUAAAUAUACCUUUCUACAGAUGCAAUGUUAUGGGGUUUUAUGUCUUAUAAUAAGACUUACUUGAAUUUGUGUAUGCAGCUGUUUCUUCUCCAUUUGGGAAACUACUUCGUGAUCAGUAAUCUCAAAGCAUUAAGCUAAUGAUCAAGGCAAUCUUGGGGGUUUUGAAAAUACCUGUACACUUCAGUAUUCUGCCCUUUUCUCCCUUUUGAGCAUCAGACAAGGUAGUCCCUACUUUUUCAAUAGGGUUGGAUACUCAGAAACGCACAGACUUUGGCCAUACUCUAUAAUAUCCUCAAUGGUAAAUUUGAGUUUUCUUGCCCAUGACCAUUUCUAAUUUUUAGUCAAAUGGCAGCAGCUUUUUUUGGACUGCCUUUACAGGUGUUGAUGGGACAAAAUGAUAUCCUCAAGCCUCGCAACUUUUAUAUUGUAUGCCAUUUUGAAGAAUGUGGGGUUAGUGUUCAAAUUCAUUUAUUCAUUCAAAUGGACCGUUCAUCACCAACCUCCCCACAAUUUGAAUGUAGCCCAAAGGCAAAAGCAUUUACAAUCCAGCAACACUGAUCAAAUGUUUUAUAAACCGUCUGUUUCAUUGACAUGGUGUGGGGUUGUUCCGUCUAAAUUGAUAAAUCUUUUUUUCUUUGAGAGUUGACACCUGACUUCAACACCGUCUGAAUCAACCUCAGACCUGCUGUGUUCAUUGGGAAGAAAUCUGAAAACAUUUUCAAUACAAAAAUUAUUUUGAUUUAAAAUAAGCACUUUACUGUACCAUGUAAAUGAUUGCAGUUCACUCGAAGCAACAUUUAUGACCGUUGCUACAGAUUUUUGUAUUGUUUUUCUAAAAAAAAAAAAAAGCAAUAAAAUGUUUUGAACUAC
This is a messenger RNA of Scophthalmus maximus (turbot), 4479 nucleotides long. RefSeq names its product MAPK interacting serine/threonine kinase 2b (gene mknk2b). The transcript has 14 exons. Gene Ontology annotation, cellular component: nucleus; cytoplasm. The coding region runs from base 347 to 1777 and encodes 476 amino acids. The record is from RefSeq and is a predicted model, not a curated record. NCBI's taxonomy places the organism in Eukaryota, Metazoa, Chordata, Actinopteri, Pleuronectiformes, Scophthalmidae. Gene Ontology annotation, biological process: peptidyl-serine phosphorylation; protein autophosphorylation; intracellular signal transduction. Gene Ontology annotation, molecular function: calcium/calmodulin-dependent protein kinase activity; calcium-dependent protein serine/threonine kinase activity; calmodulin binding.